AUGGCGGCAGCUAAUCGUCUGGCUUCUUCUUCUUCUUCCUCAUCAUCUGAAGGUUCGCUUUAUGACGGAUUCUUGAGCUUUUACGGUGAAGACAUUCGCACCGGUUUCGCCGAUUGCCUCUACUAUACCUUGGUAGGGGCUGGAAUUCGUACUUACAGGGAUGAGGAUGAACUCCCUAAGGGAGACAAGAUUGGUCCGGAGCUACUCACUGCAAUCCAGGAGUCAAUAAUCUCCAUUCCCAUAUUCUCAGAGCACUAUUCUUCAAGCAAAUGGUGUCUGAAUGAGCUAACCCAGAUAUCUGAAUGUAGAAGACCAAAAAAUCGAAUUGUCUUUCCCAUUUUCUACAAAGUUGAACCACGGGACGUACGAAACGGGAAAGAAAUACAUGCGAAAGCUUCUAAGGAAUACCAGAUGCGCGUCGACAAUUACCAGAAGCAAUUAGUCGAAAUAAAUGCGAAAGUCUUUGAGGAACAGCAGAAGCACUUCGAAGAGACAAUCGUGCAAGGGUGGAAAAAGGCUCUGACAGAGGUUGGAGAAUUGAAUGGAUGGCAUUUGAAGGAGCGCAUGUAA
Molecule: messenger RNA, 570 nt
Organism: Telopea speciosissima
Lineage: Eukaryota; Viridiplantae; Streptophyta; Magnoliopsida; Proteales; Proteaceae
Product: disease resistance protein RPV1-like
Exons: 1
Coding region: 1-570 (189 amino acids)
Biological process (GO): signal transduction
Source: RefSeq, a predicted model, not a curated record